UCUGAAAUGGUGGCGCUUCGCCGUAAACGCCGCGCCGCGCCUUUUGGUAUUUCGACACGUGUGCGCAAUCUGGAUGAACUUUGCCUCGGGCUUGCUGUAUCUGGAUGGUCAGCACUCGAGGAGCAAAGUCCACGAUGCGCUUGUUAAAGCUGACACUGUUAUUGUUAAGUCACACCAGUGAGAAGAAGCGACUCGCAAUGGACGCAACGUCGUCAUUGAUUAAGUCGGUAACCAAGCGAGUGUGGUCGGCGCCCCAGCGUCCGUUCAGGGUUCGCGGUCCCAACCGAGAGGCCAAGAAGGGCAUCACGGCCGGGACUUUGGAGGAACUGAAAGAGAGGGUCUGUCAGGCGCUGUCGCUGGUUACUCUGGUGUCCCUGGUCUGCGAAGAGGACGGGACGGAGGUGGACUCGGACGAUUUCCUGGCGACGUUGCCGGACAACGCCGCCAUCGUGGCCCUGGAGCCCGGUCAGACGUGGCGACCUCCGUCGGGUGCCUCUGUGUCCCGAUGUCAAGACAAGAGCAAGUCCAAGACGGGAAAAGACAUCGCCAGCGUCACCUUGGACCUAUACAAGAUGAACCCCAAGGAUAUGUUUGGCUCUUUGAGCGUGAAGGCCACUUUUCAGGGCCUGUACUCGGUCAGCGCCGACUUCCAGUGUCUGGGACCCAAAAAAGUACUCAGAGAGGCCCUUCGCGUGGCCUCGGCCCUCCUCAACGCCGCCGGACACCUGCUCAUCACUUCGGCCUCGGUGAUCCGCCGCGUCAUUGAGGGCGUGGAGCUUUGGCAGCCCCCGCAGAGGGCCCAUCUAAAUUGAUCAAAAA
Messenger RNA from Syngnathus typhle (broad-nosed pipefish), 819 nucleotides. It is a transcript of the gene cideb, whose product is annotated as cell death inducing DFFA like effector b. The coding region runs from base 105 to 812 and encodes 235 amino acids. Gene Ontology annotation, biological process: apoptotic process; regulation of apoptotic process. The transcript has 5 exons. The record is from RefSeq and is a predicted model, not a curated record. Lineage: Eukaryota; Metazoa; Chordata; Actinopteri; Syngnathiformes; Syngnathidae.